AUGGCGAAGGGGGCGAAGAGAAAAACCAAAUGGGUGUCCUUGUCGCUUGCCAACACCACGACCUCGGUAGCGACCGGCUCGGACAGUGAACAGCAUCCGCACCCCCACCACCAGGUUUACGGCGAUGGUCACCGCCAGAAGACACUGAAUGGAUCGGACACAACCACGACCAAGCACAGUAGCAGCAGUAAAGAGUCGGCUAGCGGGCUUGACUCGUCGGAGGAGAACAACACGCACGAACUCCUGGACACACAGAGUGGCCAUCGAACCGACACCAGCGCGAGUGGCAGCGAAUGUCCCACAAAUGGAACGACGCCCUCGGAUAGGCGCACCGGCGGCGCUUACCAUCGGCGCCGUCCGCCACCAUACCACACGCGUUCCAGCUGGACCGCAGGCGGAACGGGGACCGUGGCGACGAAUGGACGAGGGUCGUACAACGGGGGAAACCGCACGGGUUACUACAACGGUGGUGGUUACUACGGACGGAGAUCCUACUACGACUCCCACUCCAGACGGCCAGCAAGCAAAACGACCUCCGGUGAAGGAGGUGGAGAGGGUGCAGGUGGUGGCGGAGGGGGAGGAACUACGGUUAACGAUGAUGAAUACACACGAAUCACGACGCCUCGACAGGAUGUUCUGUUUAAGAAGGGCUACCUUUCGCGUCCGAAGCCGACGACGACGGCGACUGCCAGCACGUCGAACGAAAAUACGGCGUCCAGCUCGAUCGCCGGCACCACGAGCGAAGGCAGCGACGGUGGCAACGGCGGGGGUAGUAACAGCAUUUCCACGACGGAAUCAAUCACUUCCGAGUACGGCGGCUCGUUCGCGGCCGACGGUAGUCCACUGUUCGACUAUCCGUAUCCGUUUCUACCGUGUGGAUACUUUACCGAAAAUGGAGUCCUCGUGAUGAACGGAUUCGCUGUGGAUAAUAACGGUUACUCGUACUUCAACGGCGGCCAGACCUACAUCUACCCUCCGAACUUCAACAACUGCCAGCAGCAACCACCCUCGACGGUGGAACCGACCGACUCGAUGCCAUACCCGGCAAACGACGAAACGAACACGAACAAUCCGGAGGACCAGUCGACGCCGACGAUGGCGGAAGUGGUCGUACCGGAGGGUGGCAUUACUCCGACCGAUGAUUCCUGUAGAGUAGAUGUAGGGGCCGGAGGUGACGGUGGUGGUAACCCUUCUUUCCCUCCGACUACAACCUCCGUGGACCACUGUGAGCCAGUGGAGCAUGCCUCCGAUCUUCCGGCUUGCUCGGAGUUGCAGGAAGAAGCUCCAAUCGAUCCGAAUGCCGUUGGCGAUGGGGUGGCUGCGGAGGGUGAAAUGACGGUUGUGCCGACCCAAGAGGUGUCCGACUAUGAGAACGGCUUCUAUCAGUUCAACGAUGGGUACGAUUUCGCGCAGUUCUACAGCUCCAUCUAUUAUCCUAGCUGGUUGAUGGAACAGUACCGAUUGUAUGACGAUACAGGGGCACCGAUCUACUGCCCGGGAGAGUAUACCAUGCCAAACGGGGACGUGUACACGCAUCAAACGAGCUUUAAGCGACGCAAAAAGCGAUUCCGUCACUUUGAGGAGAACACUGGAGAAAAUGGAACCACUUACGAUGCAGGAGACGUAUCCAGUACAAUGGUGGCUGAAGGUAAUCCACCCAGUGAUACCUUGCCUAACGGCGUGACUCCUGUCAGUGGAGAUUCAACUCACGAGCAUCAGCUUAAUGUCGACGUGCAAGAGUUUUUACCGUCCACCACUACUACCGCCCCGGUGCAAAAUGGUGGAAGUGUUUCAUCCGAUUCCGAAGCGGCCAAACUGGACAAGAAUCAUUCUCCUAGAGUAACGAAGAAGCCACCACCAGCAGUGAAACACCCGAAAUCGUCCUCAAACUCAUUACCCACUGGUUCUACCGCUGCUGUCGGUCAGACAAACGGCACGGCAACGGCUGUACGACCGGUUGCUGCGAUGUCGCACAAGAUUCGGAAGAAGGAUCUCAUAGAAUCGACACUUGCCUUCGCGGAACAGAACAUUGAUCUCACACGCUCGAAGGCGCUCACCAACGGUAUGUCGUCAUUGGAAAGUGAUCUUGAUUGUUGGACGACCAUCGAUCGCAAUGGGCGAAAGAGGAAGGAGCAAGUGGCAAUCGUGAAGGAGAAGCAAGUUCCUGCGCACGUUGAUCAGCGACCCGUAGUUGAGAAAGCUGCAUCACCGCCCGCCAGCGCGCCUUCCCCAACCGUAACCGUUUUAACGGACGAUGCCAGCACUACCGGUUCGCUGGACUUAAACAAUAAGAAAAACCUGCUGAGCACUAAGAAUAAGAAAAAGACAAAACCCAAUAAAAGACAGCAGCAGCGAAUGUCGGCCAGUGGCCUUCAUAGGCAGCACAAGCACGAGGGCUUCCAGCUGAUCGAACCGGAGUUCCCUUCGCCCGUCGGCCAUCGGGCCAGAGGAGGUUGUGAUAGUGUGGACAAGGAUGACCAACUCGAUACCGAGGGCUCCCAGGAGGAGCAACAGUCCGAGCAGCAUCCGCUGGAAGAGAUUCCCAAUGGAGAGUUGUUGGAGGAAGAAAAGAAAAAUGAGAGUGUUGUUCCGCCAACUGUUGACCCAUUGGAGGUUAUUGCGGAGCAAAUAAAAGAAGAAGAACACAACGCGAUGGAGCAGAUUAAAUCGGUGGAAUUGAAUUGUGAUAAGGAUAACGAAACGGUGCCUGCCGAAGCGCCCCCGAUGACGCAGGUGGACGUCAUCGAGGAGCAACAGGAAGCUCAAGAUAUGGUGCUGCUAGCAACUCCCCCACAACCACCACAAUCACCAACGGUGUCUGCUAUUGCCGUGGUAGAGGAACCGAUUAUUGUUAAAAAGACUGAAACUGACCUACAGCAAAAGCCACAGAUUGAACAACCGAUGUGCGAGGAAGAGCAGAGCUCUGUACAGUGUUCUGUGCCCUUGGUUGUCGUUGGUCAAGAGGAGCAAGCACUCAAAGAGGUCUCAAUCUUCGAACAACCAGCCUCUCGGUCCGUUGCAGAACCAGUGCCUGAAGACGAGAAACUCGAUGGGACACAGUCCCCUGCGGAUGAUGACCAAACGAUUGAUGAAAUAUAUUCGAACAAGAACGUGCUAACCAGUGCUGCCAAACAGCUCGCGUUGGGUAAUCGGCGAAGUCUUCAGCUCCUGCAGGAAAAAGACAAUGACGUGGGUGAAGCAGGACACGAUCAUGCUGGUCGAUUGGAAGAAGAAGACGAGUCUCGUGGCAAGCGUGGCAGUGUGUCGGGCGUUGGCUACACCGAGAGUAUCGACUCGGGACUGCAGAGUCCGGUGUCACCAUGCGGUGGCGUAUCAUCGCCGGAAGCAUCGGCGAUGGCCAGUUCAAUCGCGAGCGAUGAGGCAACGCCGGGGUCACCUCCAUCGGAGGAACCACCAAAACCACUGACCCAGACCGUCGCUACGUGGCUCCUGCGUAAGCUGGAAGUGCACGAUUUAGAGGAAGUAUUUGUUCUUCCGAGCGAUCCGCACCUCUUGCAGCGCCUCGAGCGGUUCCAGUUGCUGCAGCGUGGCGACAAUCGGUUACGCGCCGGAACCUUCUCUUCCGACUCCGAAGACGUAGACGACCUGGAAGAUGAAGACUCCGAUAGCGACUACAUGAGUGACGGUCAGGGCAGACACGAUCGUGCUGCUGAUGGCGCUUUCAAUACCCUUGCAAUACCCGUCAAUACCGAACCAGGUGCUUCUCCGACUGAAAACGAUGCCUCGCUAGCUAACGCCAAAAUUCAGCUUCCCUCGGAAGGAACAGCACCGACGAAGUCACCUGUACUUAAAUCUAGUGAUAGCCGUAGCAUUAAUUCCCAACCAGGUGCGCCUCGUGAAGCUGCUUCCUCCGGUUCCGUCGGUGAUUCAAAACGAUGCGUCAUCAUGUAGGAGGGGAAGGAAUACGGAUCUGUGGAACAGUUCGUCACGCAAAUUGUUCGACGAGCUCAAGCGACAUCAUCAUUAUCACCGCCACCAUCCAUUCGUCAUCGUAUACAUAUAUUAACAUAAACCUAAGCCGCGAGCAAACCCCGCAUCUCCCCCCACAGUAGCCGUACGACACACCGCCCAAUGCCUUUUCCCCAUGUUUUGAUUUGGAGAUACCUUUAGACGUUUAGAUGCGGUGGGGUUUCAACUGCUGCUUAAAGCGAUCACUUAGCGCCAAGAAAAUGCCAUAGGAUUGCUGGUGAGAACGUACUUAAGCACAAGAACUGAACUGGCAAAAACUUUGUUGGGAAGAAAAUCGACGAUAAAAGUGAGUCGAAGAUCGCAAACCACGGAAAGCGAUGAGUCAUGCUAUUGUUACUACUGUUAUUGAAGAUCAAUCAAUUAUCAACACAUUCUGGCGAUGGAGGGCAGCGUUAAAAUUCUAAAUGAUGCGACCACAAGAAUUAAAACAAACUACCGGAAGUGUGCUUCUUUUGAAACGUAGUACGUAAGCGCUCCCGUUCGCUAUGUACGUUCCUUGGUUUGAUAAAACUCUUAUUUUUGUUUCGUAUAUUUUUGCGUACGUUUUUAAUCGUUUUGUAGACUUUUAACGACCCAGUACUCACCAAACCCGGCCUCGCCUCGCUAUGGAACUCGAUUAGUGCGCUUACCGCGCCACCAUUGUUGAAAAGUAAUGCAUAUUACAAGUUAAUAAGGGCAGUAAUUUAAUAAUUAUUAAUAGCAAACAUACCGAACGCAGGCGAGUUACAAAUUUAAGAAGCAACGGGACAAAAGAAACAAACACCGUUGAAAGGAUAAGACAUUACUAAUAAAGAUAAAGUAAUAAAAGAGGAAAA
Molecule: messenger RNA, 4805 nt
Organism: Anopheles coustani
Lineage: Eukaryota; Metazoa; Arthropoda; Insecta; Diptera; Culicidae
Exons: 8
Coding region: 1-3912 (1303 amino acids)
Source: RefSeq, a predicted model, not a curated record